Trichophyton benhamiae CBS 112371 is the source of this 4935-nucleotide messenger RNA. Its product is annotated as BTB domain and ankyrin repeat protein. Gene Ontology annotation, molecular function: protein binding. The transcript has a single exon. The record is from RefSeq and is a predicted model, not a curated record. Bases 1 to 4935 code for a protein of 1644 amino acids. NCBI's taxonomy places the organism in Eukaryota, Fungi, Ascomycota, Eurotiomycetes, Onygenales, Arthrodermataceae.
AUGAGCUGGCAACUGCUUCACUUCUUUCUCCGGGACGAUGUUGACGCUUUCUCUCGCCUCCUGGCCAGCGCCACGUUCACCACCGCGGCCGCACCUCCCGGCACCAACGCCAGCGGCAGCAACACCAACAACGCAUACAAAAGCUCCUCUGCGGUGAUAGGCGCCUCGUCUCUUUCCUAUGGCUCGCCAACAGCCUUCUCCAAGCACCGCCGGAAGUCGUCCAUUUCGUUUUCCUUCUCCCCAGCGGACAGGCAGGCCUUGUCCAAUACGACGCUGACACGGAAUGAUAUCAAUGCCAGAGAUAAGCAUGGCCGGACUCUGAUGCACCUCAUUGCCUCCUCAGAUAAGGAGAGCGCAUAUGGGUUUGCGUCUGCUUUGUUGGCGAUUCCGGGGCCCUUUUUGGAUAUAUACGUGCAAGAUGCCGAGAGUGGGUGGACAUGCUUGCACAGGGCCCUCUAUGCUGGAAACAUUUCUAUUGCACAGGCAAUACUACAUAGAGAAGGUAGUGGUGGGCUUGUCAAGAUCAAAGACAGAGAAGGGAACAGUCCGUUUGAAGUCUUCCAUUCUAGUGUUAUUUACGAUACCCCGGUGGACACAAAAAGAGCGCAGGACGAUAGUGACGAUGAAGAAAGUCUCGAGGCAGAAGAUGAAGUUGGAGGAGAGCAGUACGGUAACGCCAGAUCUGUUGCCCCACGAGUUAACCUGGAUGGUGACGAGCUGUUCACCUUUGGAAGCAACAAGAACCUCUCUCUGGGCGUGGGGGACAGCGAUGAUCGGCAAUUCCCUGAGCGUAUCACCUUGCCUCGUCCAGAGGCCUUGAUACAUCGAUUUUACGAGGAGAAAUAUGAAAAUUCACUCGAGUCUGAAACACCAGAGGAGAUCCCGUUCCUUAUUCGGUCUACACCCCUCAUCGUGCAGGACGUGGUCAUGUCCAAGCUACAUACUGCAAUCCUCACCACAGAUCCAUGCAGUAACCUGUACAUGUGUGGGUUUGGUCCUGGUGGAAGGCUCGGGACUGGACAUGAGGGAACGUCUUUCAGUCCAGUAUGUGUGGACUCCGGUGCUAUCACCGGCAAACGCAUCACCACCGUUGCUCUCGGUCUAGACCACACCAUUGCCAUUUCAGACCAGGGCGAGGUCUUUACCUGGGGAAGCAACAAACAUGGCCAGCUAGGAUACGCAUUGCCGAAGACUAAGCCUACCGCAAGCUCGCCCAACGAUGUUCCUACUCAACUGUCUCCCCGCCAAAUCUUUAACCCAUUCAAACGUGACCGUAUCCUAGGCGCAGCUGCCUCUUCUAUCCAUUCCGCUGUCUUCACGUCAUCUGCCCUGUACACCUUUGGACGCAAUGAUGGUCAGCUUGGCCUCAUGGAUGCUGAUGCUAGGUCUCUCACUUCACAACCUAUACCUCGUAAAGUGGGAGCUUCCUUGUUCAGUGUCUCUAUCUCCUCUGUUUGUGCUAUUGAGCGAGCUACGGUUGUUUUACUGGAAAACCAUGAGGUCUGGGUGUUUACGCAUUAUGGAUACUCAAAGCUCAUUUUCCCGCUGACCGGGUCGGUAUCCAGCUUCAUCCGUAGCAGUUUCAUGGCUACACGAUAUGGUGCCGGAGAGAGCUAUGUGACAAAGAUACGCGCAGGUGGAAACACCAUCUGUGCCCUCUCCAAUGUAGGCGAAGUCUUCACGGUUUCUGUCCCUGGACGACGUGAAGAAGAAAGAGACAGAGAUGGCAAAGAGGGCAGCAGGCAAGUGUCAACUUCAGCCUCAAUGUCAACCACCAAUCCUGCAAAGAUCCGCAACUCUCUUCCGCAUCCUAUUCGUACCUGGGCAGUUAAGAAGAGUCACAUGGCUGUUUGCGACGUGGAUGUCGGACAGGAUGGCUCCAUAAUCAUCUGCACUCAAUCUGGCACAGCCUGGCUGAAAGAACGAAGAGCGGGUAUUAAACCUACUGUUGCAGGUGUUGCAGCUGGCAAGGAGUAUAAAUUUGUUCGAGUCCCUAACAUAUCUCGUGCUGUGGGAGUCCGUAGCAAUGUCUUUGGCGCUUAUGCUAUUAUACAGCGUACCAGCGACGUAGCAAGACGAAACGUCGUGGUUGACGAGCCCCGAUUACGAGCUGAUAUUCUACCCUUGAUGCCCUUCGAAGAGAUGGUAGAAAUUACCAAUGAAGGACAGGGGAGAAUUGACAUUUGCAAGCCAAAAUCUCUUCCUGGAAACAAAGAUACAGACCAGGGUGCUGAUAUUGACGUUGAAAAGGAGAUGGCCUCCUUACUUGAUACCCAGCGGGCUUCUCCAUCUCUCUCCAGCCCGUCGAUUGCCUGGUUAUCCACUUCCCUAAGUGACACCCGAAUUCCCGUACACGAGUUCAUGCUAUCAUCUCGCAGCCAUGUCCUUCGUAACGCUCUCUCCACGUUCCGGAAGGAAUACUACUUCUGUCUUCAAGGAGUUAUGUCAAUCGAGUACGAUAAGGCAGGACAAGUGCAUGUCCUAUUCUCCAAUAUCUCAUUCCUGGCACUUUUCAACUUAGCAGUAUACUUGUAUACAGAUAGAUUAUAUGAUGUCUGGCUCAGGAAUCGGAAUGAUAAGAAGCAAACAGAUGCAACCUUGGCCAAUGCAGCCUUAUACAGGCAGGUACGCAUUGAGGUACUCAAACUAGCGGCGGCACUGGAGAUGGCCGGCCUGGAACGUGCAGCGAGGAUAAUGACCCAACCAGCAACAGCCCUACAUAAUGACAUGGCCACCGCCAUACAAGAUACCUCCUUCUUUGACACAGCUGACGUACUGAUCGAGCUUAGUGGAGACGCAGAGGUAAAAGCUCAUAGCCAUGUACUCUACAGCCGAUGCACAUUCUUUGACGGUCUUUUCAGGGGUCGAGCAGGUGGCCGUUGGUUACACGCGAGAGCUUCUGGUACAGAACGUGAUGUCCAUGAGCCUAUACACGUUGAUUUAUCUCACGUGGAACCCAGUGUAUGGGAUUUCGUCAUGCGAUAUAUAUACUCAGACGUCGAUGAAGAGUUGUUCGACGAUGUACAUGUUUCCAAUGCUGAUGCAUUCAUGGAUAUUGUCAUUGAUGUGCUAAGCGUUGCAAACGAGUUGAUGAUUGACCGAUUGGCGCAAAUAUGCCAGCGGAGGCUAAGCACGUUCGUUACCAUACAGAACGUAUGUCAACUUCUUAACGCUGUGAUGCCGUGCUCCGUGAAGGAAUUCAAACGAGCAGCAUUAGAGUUCAUUUGCCUUAACCUUGAGAUUAUGCUUGAAAACAGAUUACUGGAUGAGCUCGAUCCAGACUUGCGUUGGGAACUCGACCAAAUCUGCCAGGACAAGCAGCUUACCUCUCAACCCAUCUCGCGUGGCCGUAACUCUGAGACUUUCCUUGCCGAACGCUAUCCAGAUAUUAUCCCACUUAUUGAACAAGAUAAAAACUGCCGCGUUGAUGCAAUGAAGCUUCGUUCGCAUUUACAUGAAGACGAGGUUCGCGACACAAUGCUGCGACCUGGAAGUCUCGAAAGGGAUAAGCCAUCCAUGUCUCCGCUGUCACGGAAAGGAAAACAAGUAGGUAUCGUCACACCGUUGUCGGAUAAACCACCUAUUGAGGCAAGCCCUACACUUGCUCCGAAGAGAUCAGUUGGUGAUCUCAUAUUCCAAAUGGAUGAUGAGCCAUCUCUUCACGCCGAUAAUCGCCGUGGAGAUAGUCUGAGACCGACGCCAGCUGGAAGUUCCCGCGGCUCACCACGAAGCCAACCCCAACCCGCAACCCCUGGCUCAGGACCUGGCCUCGGUCUGGAUUUAGGGCCUGCUACUUUUCCUCAUCUUUCAACAAAGCCCUCAUAUACUACUCUUCAGCCACCCAGAACCAUGUCCAAAGUCAAGGAUAUACCUCAACCUGCAUCUACCGGUACCCCCAACAAUAGCGCUACUCCAAAUUCUCCACCACCGAAAGCCCCUUGGUCUUCCAUCACUCCAACAAAAAUCCGUGGUGGUCUCAGAGAUAUCAUAGCUGAAUCAAGUAGCCCAAGCACACCUCCAUAUCGUAUUGAAGGGUUCUCUCGCCCUGAGGCAGAAGCAACCCGGAAUUUCUCCCCGAAGCUGUCCCAAAAGGAACGAAAGAAGCUUAAACAACAGCAGCUGGCUGCUGAGCAGGAACAAUCCAGUAUUGUUAGCAAUACCCCUAUUUGGCAAAUUCCCCGGUCACCCAACCUCAAGCCAACAAAAGCCGAUGCCGAUAUAUCAACGUCAAAUCCAGCACGCUCCGCUACACCAAAAGCACCGCUUACCCUACGCCAGACAGUAGCAGGGUCAAGCGCAACUCCUGGCUCAUCAUCCCCGCUUAUGAAACCCACUUAUCCAAAAACACCUCCCCGCACUCAAGCACCCAAACCCACGGUUCUCAGUACACCCCAUACCAAAUCUUCACCCUCUGCCUCCACUGGUCUAGGCACGUCCCAAAUAUCUCUUGCAACUAUUCUACUUCAACAACAGACUGAAAAGGAUGAGAUCCACGAAGCAGCAACCGCAAAACAUAACCUGCAUGACAUCCAGAUCGAGCAGGAGUUCCAGGAAUGGUGGGACCAAGAGAGCAAGCGCGUGAUGCAAGAGGAGCAAGCUGCAGAAGCCAGAGCAAAGAUGGAAAGCGAAAAGGCAAGAAGCAGAAGGGGGAAUUCUAGCAGGGGUGGAAGGGGACGAGGAAGAGGGGGACAAUCACGCCCAAAUACUACCCGAAGCGUUGAAGGAUCUGUUCCUAGAUCCGCCGGUGCAGAGGCCGCCCUAUCAGCGGGGACAGCAACAAAUAACCCAGCUGGGCACUCACAACCUCAGAGACGAACAUCUGGCCAAACAGAUGACAGGGAUAAGAAACGGCACUCAGACCGGGACCGCGGCAGAGGUCGACAUAGAGGUGCAACUGCACGAGGCGGCGGAACACCUCGUGCCCAAAACGUUUGA